Messenger RNA from Diceros bicornis minor, 2251 nucleotides. RefSeq names its product forkhead box protein O6-like. Gene Ontology annotation, biological process: regulation of transcription by RNA polymerase II. Gene Ontology annotation, molecular function: RNA polymerase II cis-regulatory region sequence-specific DNA binding; DNA-binding transcription factor activity, RNA polymerase II-specific. NCBI's taxonomy places the organism in Eukaryota, Metazoa, Chordata, Mammalia, Perissodactyla, Rhinocerotidae. Gene Ontology annotation, cellular component: nucleus. The record is from RefSeq and is a predicted model, not a curated record.
AUGUCAAACGCUCAAACUUUCAGCGUUCUUACGCCAGCUGACUGCAGCAGGUCUCUCCCAACGGUGCGCGUGCAGGGCUCAGCCCACGGAGAGACUGCUUCCCUGGACGGACCCGCCCUUCUCGGGGUGCAAAGCAGGCUCACCCCGACCCGACGGCCCACCAGAGACGGGCGCGGCGGCGUCAGCACCGUUGACAGCGGCCUCCCGGAACGGGGCAGGGGACUGCACUGUGGGAGGCGGCCUCACCUAAGCGGGGGUCACCGGGCCCAGGUGACAGGGGAGGCGGGCCAGCAGUGGAGGCCGAGGGGAGGGCCGCACCGCCCAUCACGCCCCGGCGUGGACAGCGGCCGUCCCUACCGAGGCUGCCGGGCAGGCGGCGCAGGACUCUGGCAGGAGGAGCGCAGCGGCAGGCCACGGGACUGCUGGAUCCGCCGGACUAGACAAAAGCGGUCUGGCUGGCCCCAGUGCGCAGGCGCACCAGCAGGCAGGAACACAGCUCAGGCACGGGCACCUGCGGACCCGCAGGCGGAAUGCGGGCCGAUCGAAGCAGGCGGGAGGAACCUGUCCUACGCCGACCUCAUCACCAAAGCCAUCGAGAGCGCCCCGGACAAGCGGCUCACGCUCUCGCAGAUCUACGACUGGAUGGUCCGUUACAUGCCCUACUUCAAGGAUAAAGGCGACAGCAACAGCUCGGCCGGCUGGAAGAACUCCAUCCGGCACAACCUGUCGCUGCACACCCAUUUCAUCCGCGUGCAGAACGAGGGCACCGGCAAGAGCUCGUGGUGGAUGCUGAACCCCGAGGGCAGAAAGACGGGCAAGACCCCGCGGCGCAGGGCCACGUCCAUGGACAACGGGGCCAAGUUCCUGUGCAUCAAAGGCAAGGCAAGCAAGAAGCAGCAGCUGCAGGCACCUGAGCGAAGCCCCGACGACAGCCCCCCUAGCGCACCAGCCCCGGGGCCCUUGCCUGCCGCGGCCAAGUGGGCCACCAGCCCGGCCUCACACGCCAGCGACGACUAUGAGGCGCGGGCCGACUUCCGCGGUGGCGGGAGACCCCUGCUAGGGGAGGCGGCCGAAUUGGAGGACGACGAGGCCCUGGAGGCCCUGGCGCCAUCGUCGCCGCUCAUGUACCCGAGCCCGGCGAGCGCGCUGUCGCCCGCGCUGGGUGCGCGCUGCCCGGGGGAGCUGCCCCGCCUGGCCGAGCUGGGAGGCCCGCUGGGUCUGCACGGCGGCGGCGGCGGCGGCGCGGGGCUGCCCGAGGCCCUGCUGGACGGCGCGCAGGACGCGUACGGGCCGCGGGCCCGCGCCGGGACGCCCGCCUACUUCGGGGGCUGCAAGAGCGGUGCUUACGGCGGGGGCGGGGGCGGGGGCUUCGGGCCGCCGGCGUUGGGCGCGCUGCGCCGCCUGCCCAUGCAGACCAUCCAGGAGAACAAGCAGGCCAGCUUCGCGCCGGCGGCCGCGCCCUUCCGCCCCGGGGCGCUGUCCGCGCUGCUGCCGCCGCCGCCGCCCGCGCCCAGGCCCGGCCCGGUGCUGGGAGCGCCCGGGGAGCUGGCGCUGGCGGGCGCGCCCGCCGCCUACCCGGGCAAGGGGGCGGCCCCAUACGCGCCGCCUGUGCCCUCGCGCAGUGCCUUAGCCCACCCCAUCAGCCUUAUGACGCUGCCCGGCGAGGCGGGCGCCCCGGGCCUGGCGCCGCCGGGCCAUGCGGCCGCCUUCGGGGCCCCGCCCGGCGGCCUCCUGCUGGACGCGCUGCCCGGGCCGUACGCGGCCGCCGCUGCCCGGCCGCUGGGUGCCGCGCCCGACCGCUUCCCGGCCGACCUGGACCUCGACAUGUUCAGCGGGAGCCUCGAGUGCGACGUCGAGUCCAUCAUCCUCAACGACUUCAUGGACAGCGACGAAAUGGACUUCAACUUCGACUCGGCCCUGCCUCCGCCGCCGCCCGGCCUGGCCGGGGCCCCGCCCCCCAACCAGAGCUGGGUGCCGGGCUGAGGGCCGCUUCCCGCGCCCCGGGUGCCUGCCCCGCCCCAAGGGGCCUCUGUCUUCCCAUCCUGAUCCCCGGGACCCCACCCCCGAUUCCAGCUCCGCGGGAGGAUCCAGGAGGCAGCCCCAGCCCAGCUAGAGACAUCCCUCAGAAGUUGACCGCUGAAGGAAGUGGUGGGGAGGGGCUGGGGCACCCCUCCACUGCUGCCCAAACUCCUGAGACCCACUCCUUCCCCCGGGGGCAGGAAGUCUGGGAGUGGAGGCCGAAUUCCGGGCU